GCCGGUCGUGUCGUUCCACUGCCUCUUUCUUUCACGCGGCCCUUAGACGCGGUACUACCUUGUCUUUAAAACAGCUCUUUAGCGAAUCCUUGGAAGCACUGCAAAGAUGCCCAGGGAAGACAGGGCCACGUGGAAGUCCAACUAUUUUCUGAAAAUCAUCCAACUCUUGGAUGACUAUCCAAAAUGCUUCGUUGUUGGAGCUGACAACGUGGGUUCCAAGCAGAUGCAGACCAUCCGCUGUUCUCUGCGUGGCAAAGCUGUGGUGCUGAUGGGUAAAAACACCAUGAUGCGCAAGGCUAUUCGUGGCCACUUGGAGAACAACCCUGCUUUGGAGAAGCUUCUGCCCCACAUUAAAGGAAAUGUGGGUUUUGUCUUCACCAAGGAAGAUCUGGCAGAGGUCAGGGACUUGCUGGUGGCCAACAAGGUGCCAGCUGCUGCCCGUGCUGGAGCCAUUGCCCCCUGUGAUGUGACAGUGCCUGCCCAGAAUACUGGUCUGGGUCCUGAGAAGACCUCGUUCUUUCAGGCUCUGGGUAUUACCACGAAGAUUUCCAGGGGGACCAUUGAAAUUUUGAGUGAUGUCAGUCUGAUCAAGACUGGCGACAAGGUGGGUGCCAGCGAGGCCACGCUGCUCAACAUGCUGAACAUCUCCCCAUUUUCCUUUGGACUCGUCAUCCAACAAGUUUAUGACAAUGGCAGCGUCUACAAUCCUGACGUGCUUGACAUCACUGAGGCAUCGCUGCAUGCCAGGUUCCUGGAGGGUGUGAGGAACAUCGCCUGUGUGUCUCUUGAAAUUGGCUAUCCCACAGUUGCCUCUGUGCCCCACACUGUCAUCAAUGGCUACAAGAGAGUCCUUGCCAUUGCUGUGGAGACAGACUACUCCUUCCCCCUGGCAGACAAGGUCAAAGCCUUCCUUGCUGACCCAUCUGCCUUCGCUGCAGUGGCAGCACCAGUUGCAACGGAGACUGCAAAAGCAGCUCCAGCUGCCGCUAAGGAAGAAGUCAAGGAGGAGUCUGAGGAAUCAGACGACGACAUGGGCUUCGGGCUGUUUGACUAAGACCACAACUACAAUGAAUCGACAUGAUUUCAAUAAAAUGUCAAACAUUU
Molecule: messenger RNA, 1104 nt
Organism: Phyllopteryx taeniolatus (common seadragon)
Lineage: Eukaryota; Metazoa; Chordata; Actinopteri; Syngnathiformes; Syngnathidae
Gene: rplp0
Product: ribosomal protein, large, P0
Exons: 8
Coding region: 107-1054 (315 amino acids)
Biological process (GO): ribosome biogenesis; ribosomal large subunit assembly; cytoplasmic translation
Cellular component (GO): cytosolic large ribosomal subunit
Molecular function (GO): structural constituent of ribosome; large ribosomal subunit rRNA binding
Source: RefSeq, a predicted model, not a curated record